Messenger RNA from Salvia splendens (bonfire salvia), 1451 nucleotides. RefSeq lists its product as uncharacterized. The coding region runs from base 197 to 1252 and encodes 351 amino acids. The record is from RefSeq and is a predicted model, not a curated record. The transcript is spliced from 8 exons. Lineage: Eukaryota; Viridiplantae; Streptophyta; Magnoliopsida; Lamiales; Lamiaceae.
AUUUUUUUGAAAAGCGUGUUUAAGUAUGAAUUAAAUUCUGAAAAAAUGAUUCCUCCAACACGACUAAAGGUUGGAAAAAAGACGACUUUACUGCGAAGAUAAGGUAGGAGGAGUAUAAGAACUAAGAAGAGGAGAAACAAACACACUAUCAUAGAAAAGAAAACAGAGAAAACUGGUGUUGAGUAGGCAAAUCAAAAUGGAAAGCAAAAGGCUGGAAAUCUUUGAAGUUGGUCCCUGCAAAGAUGGAUUCGAGAUGGGGUUUCUUAUAGGCCAAAGAUUCUCCACCAUGAUCAAAAGCAGGCUUCAAAAUGAUUUAAUUCUGCAGAAGCAGAUGCUCCCAUUUGCUCAAUCUCCACAUUCCAUUCCACUCCUCACAUCCCUCUCUCAAACCAACAUGAACAAAUUCCCCAUCUACUGGGACGAGCUCCGAGGAACUGCUCAUGGAAGCGGUGCCUCGUUCCUCGAGAUAAUGCUGGUGAAUAUCCGGAAAGAGAUACUCCCGUUUAUCCCUAAGGCGGAUGACACGAAUGAUGACUGCAGCGACAUCCUCGUUGUUGGUGAAUCCGUGGCUGUGGCAGCCCACAACGAGGAUGCAAACGUGGCGAUGGUUGGACAUACUUACUUGGUUAAGGGGAGUCUGAGAAAUGGAGUGUCCUUCACUGCUUAUACGUAUGCAGGCGAGCUCCCGAGCUGUGCCUUCGGUUUCAACAGUCAUGGACUGGCGUUUACGCUGAAUUCAGUUCCGCCUAUGAGGCAUGAGAUUGCAGCAGGAAGGGUCGGACGGAACUUCAUCUCAAGGGACUUGCUCGAAGCUCAAAACAUAGAUGAUGCCGUUGCAAGGAUUUGUUCAUCAGAAGCCUCUGUAGGGCAUAGCUACAAUUUGAUCGAUGUCAACACACGAAGGAUUUUGAACGUAGAAACAGCAUCAAGAAAUCGCUGCUCGUUUCAUGAAGUAGGAGCAGUGCCAUUCUUCCAUGCCAACAUGUACCUUCACCUUAAAGUGCAGCAGGAACAAGAUGAGAAUUCACUGAGCAGACAAAAGAGAGCCACUGUGCUGCCAACGGCAUCAAGAAGCGACUUUAUGUCACUUCUUGGAGACAACAACAACAACGAAAAGUAUCCUAUCUACAUGACAGGUCCAUUGCUUCACACCCUAUGCACAGCUGUGGUGGAUUUGGAUGGAAAAACUCUUUCGAUUAUAGAAGGGAACCCGAAGGAAAGAGAAGCCUCGUUUGUCUUCCCGAUAUCAUGAUCAGGCGAUGGAGGCUACUUCUCCCUUGGACAUCUAUGUCUUCCAUAUUCAGAUUCGGAACAAUAUAUCAUUCAUCUCUUGAGCGGUAGAUCAGAGCUUCUUGACGUGAGCUUGACUUUUGACCCCCCUGAUCUUGCUUCAGACAGCUCCUUUAACUCGGAGAGAAGCUUCAGUGGCAUCUCUGAGGCCUGUGCCGGAC